UUCAUAGACGAGGCGACAGGCGACAGACAGUGGCAAUUCAAUCAGUGCCUGCUUCUAUUACCCAACAACAUACCGACACCACCAGACAGCAACGAUCAAAGCCAUUCAUUCUGAAAAAUGUGGCUUGGUUGUGAACAGUGAAGAAUCUCGUGGGAUUGAAUUCCUUCACAAGUUUGGAAUAUUAUAUUGCGAUCUCUUGAAUACUGAUGCAUUCAUUUGAGUCUCUGCCAAACACUGCUGCUGGAAAUUAAAAACAUGGCAGACCCCACAAUUCAGACCUUCUGCUGCCAUCGGUCAAAUCGUACCGACGAAGUUGGCCUGCUCUAUGAGUUCAAUUCUCCCACCUAUAACACCGUGUGCGCCGUUUCCUCGGCAAUCGGAGUCUGCGGUGCCAUUUACCAGCUGCUGCCGAGGCAGGAGCUGCAGAAGGCGUCCAGCCGAUGGGUGCCGUUUACGAUUACCCGCGGCCGCCGAAUCAUCAUGUGGUUGGCCGUGGCCGACUUGCUCGCCUCUCUUGGCGUCUUCGUCCGAUCUCUUCUGUGGAUCAGCAACCAAACUCUGAUUCCGUCUGUAGGAAGUGAUUCUAGUCUCAUCUUUUGUUUUCUCACCUCGGCAUGGAUCGAGUAUUUCUACAUGUGCACCUGGCUGUGGACGCUGUGCUACGCAAUCGACGUGCGGCAAGUUUACAAAGAAAGGUCUUGCAACUUGUGGUUGUACCACUUGUUUGCGUGGUCAGUGCCCGCCGCCCUUACCUCCACAGGCCUCUCCAUUCUCUACGUCCCGAAAGAAAAUUGCCACAGCCUUGAAUCAAAUGCGUAUCUCCGAAUCUUGCCCAACUACUGUGCAACCUAUUUGCCGAUUGCUGCCGUGAUGAUUGUCAACCCAAUUUUGUAUGCUGCAACCUCGAAGGACGUCACCAUGCAGGCUGCUAGGGUGCUUGGCCAGAUUACUAGCAGGGAGCGUUCGUACGUGGGUGCGGUGCGGUUCAAGUUCUUCGCGAUCAACGCCGCCUUCUACGUGUGCUGGCUGCCGAACCUGAUCAACGGGCUGCUGCUGUGGACACUGUGGUUCAACCUGCCGGUCCACGUGCUCACCGGCCUUUGGUACAUCAUGGCGGUAACGAACCCGAUGCAGGCGCUGCUCAACAGCCUCGUCUACCGCCGCUGGAACGGCCAGCCGCAGCGUCUGCGUCUGCCCUGCCGCUCCCAGGAGGCCGAGGAGGUGUCACUGAACGAGGAAACGCCCCUGCUGCUCAGCCCUGAGUCGUUCAGGUCGAGCAAAAACACCUCCAUCAACGGCUGCACCGCCACCUGAGCUGGAAUUCGAUUCAAUUGGCAAAAUGUAGCCCUUUGAGAUUGGCUGCCCAGUCUUUGGACCAAAUUGAGACUGAACCUGAUUUUGGCUUUUUGUCAAUCCCCCAGCCAAAGUUUUGGAAGUAUUUUCGUGUUAAGAUUAAGAGUUUUCAGAUCUUAUUUAUCGUUUGUGAAUGAAUUGGUUUUUUGGUUUUGUUGCAGAUUUUUACGCUGUUGUUAUUUCUAUAAUUCGGUUCAUUUAUUGCAGCUGUUAUUUUUCCCUAUCAGAGUAAAAUAUAAAUUGCAUGUCCCUCCACCAAAUAUUUUAACAAAGGCUUUAUAUGAAUAUGUUCGAUUAUUUUUAUAAAUUGGUCGUUCAAUUAGACCUUAAUCACAAAUCAAAAUCAGCUUGGAUUUAAAAUAUGAACAAUCUUAUUUCUUGUAGGGAUUAAAUAGGAAAAAAUAAAAGCCUGUUUAAUACAGCCAUUUAAAAAAAUAGGUGAAAUAUAAACAAAUUAUAGCAAUUAAUUUAAGGAUAUCCAAGCCUUCCUCCGUCUAAAAAUAUCAGAAGUUCAAUAUUUGUGCCUAUCGUAAAUUUAGUGUCAAAAACGGUAAAAAUUCUCAACACUGCAAGUUUGUGAAAAUCGCUGGGAGAUUCACGACCUUGAAUUUUGUUCUUUGUUUUUUAAUCACGCUUAUUGCCUUUGCAUCACAUGGAUUUUGCUAUCCAGACUUAAUAACUGCCUUGCCAACAGAAAAAUAAUUUUAAACAAAUCUGUAUUCUCUCUAAUUUUGUAUCUACCUGUAUCACGCUUCAGUAUUAACAAGUAUUUCAAACUAACGUUGAAUUAAUGUUUCGUAUUACACUCUGGGUGCUAUAUUUUAACAAACACUUUGAAUAAAUUUCAAAUCUGCUAUGCAGAACAGCAAUAAAACUGUGUACUUACAGUUAAUGUCUAUUUUCAAUAAAAUUUGCUCAAAAUUUUAAUCAGAAA
Messenger RNA from Cloeon dipterum, 2287 nucleotides. RefSeq names its product G-protein coupled receptor 143-like. Gene Ontology annotation, cellular component: plasma membrane; melanosome membrane. Bases 256 to 1314 code for a protein of 352 amino acids. The record is from RefSeq and is a predicted model, not a curated record. The transcript has 6 exons. Gene Ontology annotation, molecular function: dopamine binding; L-DOPA receptor activity; L-tyrosine binding. Gene Ontology annotation, biological process: regulation of calcium-mediated signaling; G protein-coupled receptor signaling pathway; melanosome organization. Lineage: Eukaryota; Metazoa; Arthropoda; Insecta; Ephemeroptera; Baetidae.